Coprinopsis cinerea okayama7#130 is the source of this 6630-nucleotide messenger RNA. RefSeq names its product cytoplasmic protein. The record is from RefSeq and is a predicted model, not a curated record. Gene Ontology annotation, biological process: small GTPase-mediated signal transduction. Gene Ontology annotation, cellular component: plasma membrane; cytoplasm. The transcript is spliced from 11 exons. Gene Ontology annotation, molecular function: small GTPase binding; guanyl-nucleotide exchange factor activity. Bases 115 to 6630 code for a protein of 2171 amino acids. Lineage: Eukaryota; Fungi; Basidiomycota; Agaricomycetes; Agaricales; Psathyrellaceae.
CUCGCUUCUCUUCUUGCUUUCUGACCUGAACAAUCCAAGACAGUCGCCCACGACGACAGCGACAGCUGGCAACGAAAACCACAGCAUACACCCAGCGUUCUUCAAGGCCCCGUCAUGUGGGAGCCGCUACCGCUCAUCGUCUACGGAUAUGCCGUCCACCCCCUUUCUCCCUCUCGGAGAGAAACCAGGAUCUCCACAAGGAAUAGGCUAUCAACAGUCACAGAGGUCUCUGUCGAUGAUCAGCAAAAUAGAGAUGUCGUCAAUCUCGAAGUAGGAGAUGAAGUCUACGCAUUCGAGCGAUAUAUCCCUCCCAACGGUAGGGAGACCGAUGUUUGGUACAGAGGAUAUGUUGUCUGCCCAACGAAACGUCCGCCGGUAACCUGGGCGUCUGACCCCUCGUCAGUCAAGCCGCCCGUCAAAACAGAGGAACCUCAGCAAGUGUUUAUCGGAAUAUUCCCCGCAUCGCACAUCUACAUCCGUGACGAGCUGUCAGAUGCCGAAGGACGACUUCCCGAGCUGGCCAGGACGCUGAAUGGAAGCACGGGAAGCAGUCAGGGAGGGAAUUACGGCCGUGUCAGUCCCGCGGAAACCUAUUUUUACUGGAACAAGGAGAAAGGCAGCAUGGGAAUGGAUACCUUGCGCGAAGAAGACGAAGAAGACUAUUAUGCAGCCGCUCGAAAGUCCUUCAGGUUGGGCCCUCCGCCUGAACAGGCAAACUCGUCGCGCGCUGGACUUCCCGUCUAUUCCGCUAGUAUCCGCUCCGCCUCUCCUGCCGGUUCUCAAAUCGCGAAGCCUCUUCCUCCUCGACCAUCACUCAAAUCUGGGGACGACACCGCCUCUGGCACAGUCCAGCCCAUCAUUGACGAGAUCGCAUCUGCGUUGAGAGAAUGGCACAAUUUGAUGUUCCAGUACCUCGCCCGUCGCGAUUACCAACUCUUCCACAUUGUCAAGGACCAAAUCGAGGCACUGCAUCUUGGCCGCCGACAGUUACUCGCCAAUACCUUGAGCGCGGAGGAGACCGUUAGCAUGCGCCAGGAAUGCGUUACCAAACUCGUCGUCGGUAACCUCAUUCAAGGGCUGGAUGUCAUCGUUCGACACCCAACAUGGGGCGCAUUGGUCACUGUCGACGUAGAAGGAGAACCUGACCAGAACAGUUGGGUCAGUGCAAUUCGCAUGUACACCAUGCAAACAGCCUUGGCCUACCUCGAUGUCGCUAAAGAAGACCCCAAGCUGGGCGUGUUGCGUGCCAGCUUUGAUCACAGCAACCACAACCUUACGCCUACCCCUGCUCAUUCGGUAUUCGCAGAAGCAGCUCAAGUUCACCGAAAAACGCGGUCGCGCUCACUCCGCCUUACAGGAAUAACCGCGGUCGAAACCAGCAAGGCGGCCCCUGCUCAAUUCUAUCACCUCUUCUUCGAGCUACGAGCAUUUGUGGCAUCUCUGUGCUCACCCGGCGAAACAGUGGAGCUUUUCUUCUCUCUCUACGCCAAGGCUAGCUCGCAAUUCCUGACCGAAGAUUUUUGCGUAGUCCUCAACCAUAAUGGCGUUUUGGCGCGCGACCCGGCAAGUCGGAUUCGUACCCUUUUCACAGACCUCUCUUUCAGUGAAGUCCGGCCUCCAGUGUAUCUCGUCUGCCGCAUAGUUCGAAAUGGGUCCUUGAAGAUUGGGCAUGACAUCAGCUCCGGGGUGCCCUACGCACGCAGAGGCUCCGAAGGACACGUUCGGGGGGAUAGCUCAGCUUCUCCCAUUGUCGGAUCACCUCUCUGGACACCGGAUGUCGGCAGCCCUUCUUCUUACAGCCCUCGUAGCCCUGGCGCAACCGAUGGUCAAUUUAGGCGACCAUUCGGUUGCGCUGUUUUGGAGCUCACAGAACUCGCAAAAAUGGUACACGACCAAGCUGACGCUUCAGCCCUACGAGAAUAUACCAUGCCCAUCUUUGUCCCUACCAAUGAAAUAUCAUUUUCGACGCUCCACCAACACAUCAUCAACGGCAAUACCAAGGAGUUUGAAAGGUCGUCUCGUGCCGACUCGGUGGCCAUCUCGGUCAAGUCCUUCCGGGGCAAUUUGCAGGCAAUCGUCCGUGAAAACACUUCGACCCUGCAGGGCAUCCCCCGCACCCUGCAACUCGGGUUCCCAGACGCUGUGUUCCCCGGCGAAACGCGUAACGAGCUCUACAUCAAGCUCUGGUCAGGAGAGUUCUCUUCCUCAAGCUCAAGCUCAGGUCGUUUAAGUGUUUCGAGCUUCGGCCGUCAGUUAGGGUCCGUUGGCAAUACCAUGGAAAUUACAAUCGAACUUCGAGACAACGAUGGAACAACGAUCCCGAAUUCGAUAGCGCGGGGAAGUGGCGAAGAACCAAUGACAUAUUUCCACUCGAUGGUUUUCCAGAGGUUCAAUGAACCCACUUUUGGUGAACUCAUCAAACUCCAGCUCCCUUCCAAUGGAGUACCCCAAUGGCAUCUCUUCUUCACAAUUCGCAACCGAGGCCGCACCUCUUCCAAAGGAUCCCCCGACAACGGUGACAAACCUUAUGCAUUCGCCUUCCAACCCCUCUUCCCUGAAUCCGACACUUUCCUCGAAGAUGAUAGCCACGUCCUCAUCCUCUACCGUGCCGAUAAACUGCCUCAGAUCUCUGCGGCCACUUACCUCUCGGCACCAUCUCGCUUGGAGAAUGGGCAGAAGAUCGAGCACCUUGCCAUCCCUGCUGAUAUGUCCAGAUUCACACCGCCAAUGCGGGACACUAUCACUAUCCGCUCCUCCUUGUGCUCGACCAAGUUCACCCAUAAACCGGUGUUGUCGCGUCUCCUCAACUGGGAAAAGCAGGAACAAGAAGUCCUCGCCGGUAUCUUGACCGAAUUCACGUUCAUUGGCGAACGAGAGAUCGUCAAAUAUCUCGCAGAUAUCUUCAACUCGCUCUUCGGCAUACUGGUGUCCUCCGUUAACCAGUCCGGGGAACUCGACCUUCUCGUCUUCAAUGCACUCGUCACAGUUUUAUCCAUCGUUCAGGACCGCCGAUUCAAAAACUUCCAGCCCGUUCUCGACGUGUACAUUGAGAAGCACUUCAACUUUGCUUUAGCGGCUUCCCACAUUAUCCAUUCCAUGAACCGACUCUUGGCCAAUCCUGCUUCACCAGAGUCGGCGACACACCUCCGUGCGGCGUUGAAGGUGUGGCAUUACAUUUUCAAGUUUAUUGCGCGUUCGCGGGAAUUGCAAAAGGCCAAGGAAUUGGGAAUGGGCGGUGGCGCGACAGCUGAACACUUGGAGAGCAAGUUCAAGCGAGAGCUGAAGUCACACCUUGCUGAAGUGACACGAAUGAUGUCUACCUCCUCGCCUCCUUCCAUCAUCGGUACUCAAACUAUCGCGUUACAGCACUUCACCUCCAUCCUGCCUGAACUCGCUAAAAUCUUCAACACGGUUGAGCUCGUCUCCAUCGCGACCACCUUCGCCAACUCUGUCACGGCUGUCAAGGGUAAGAUCGUCAUAUGGAAGCUGAUCAUGUAUCUUCAAAUCGUGAAGAGCUUCCUUUUCGAUAAUCCGACCUCCCGACCUCUGUUGGCAGCAGCCGUUGUUAGUUGGAUUCAACCGCAUUUCGGACGAUAUGACGAGUAUGCCCACACUCAUAUCUCCGACUCUGAAGCGACGAAGGAUGCAGCACGCGUCAGUUGGUUGGAGAGUAUCCGGCUAUGUGUGACAAUUAUCGCUGUCAUGCUUGACAAGCUUGACCAGCAAUUGGUCAAUCCUGCAGUCAAGAAUGACCUGAACGCGAUAAGACAGGAACAGGAGAAUAUCGAGUAUCUCAUCCCGCUUAUCCCAAGGUUGUUGGAUUCGUAUCGAGAGAUUCAAAGUCCCGCCUCCAAACAUGUACUGGACCGCGUCCAGUCGCCAUCUACCGCCAAGGCUGCAAUCCCGGUCACCUUCCCAGAGUCCUAUCCGUUCUCGCUUCUUUCAUCGUGGCCGAAGGAAAGGCAGACGGGUCCGACGAUCAAGGAAGACGACGGAACGUUCUACCCAUCACUGGGUGAAACGGCCAUCGUCUUCUUGACCCUUGUCUUGUCCGCUCCCACCGCUCAUAUCCUCUCGUUCUUCGAGUCAAGCUUUGACAUCGAAGGUCGUGAACGCUUCGUCAACCUCGUCUCGACGUUUUUCAAAGUCGCGACCUCCAUCUUGGAUAAUGAGGCCUUCCCCAAGACGUGGCUCAAUGUCAACGUCCUCGCCCACAAGGUCCUGGUCAAGAUGAUGGAUCCUGUUGCUACAAUGUUGGUCAGGGAAUUUGUUCCCAGCCAGGAUUCCGAGAUCGAGUUCGACGUUACUCUCUGGAAGGACGGGUUCUUUAUGUUGCUCAAACUGCUCUCUUCAGAACAUCUGGUGAUCGAAGAGUUUAGCCCGCAGAAACGCCGUGCCAUUUGGCGGUUGGCGGGGGAUCUUCGCGGAGAAGGCGCUUCCAUCUUGUUGAGCAUCUGGCAAGCACUAGGCUGGUCGGAGCAAAACUCGACGACUGGGGAAGCUCUGCGAUAUGGGGGCUAUCAAAUUCACCUCCACCCUUUGGUCGGCCACGUCGUCAACCUGUGCCUCAGUCAUCACGAUCAACUGCGAAACAACGCUGUGCAGAUCCUCUUCAGUAUGGUCGUCACACAGUUUUAUCAGCAUGGCCACUUUGACGCCAUUGAACAUGAGCUUGUGAUCAAGCUUGACUCCCUUUUCAUGUCUGAUAGCAAGGGUGACGACAUAUCAAGGGCAUUUUUCGUUGGUCAGCUCAGGUAUCUCUUUGAUACUUCUGAAGUGCAUGACGAGCUCCGUGAACGCGUGGGCCACUUUUUGGACUCGGUGGAUAUGUUCCUGGAGCUGUUGCUGAGCGUUCGCGCGUUGCCAGAGGGAGAAGAAUACGCUGAUGACCGAGUCAUUGCCACGCUCCGACUCAUGAACUUUAUCCGCCGCAUCGGUCGGGACGAGAUCUACAUCAAAUACGUCCACCAACUCGUGAACAUGCAUCUACAAGCACAAAACUAUGUUGAGGCGGCGUUGACUCUCAAGCUGCAUUCGGACCUGUAUGAGUGGGAUCUCAAUUCAUUCUUACCACCCAUGGAAGAUCUUGGUCUGCCACAACAAUCGCACUUCCAUCGCAAGGAGACGCUCUGCUUACUUAUUCUGCACUAUCUCGGCAAAGGAAAGGCUUGGGAGAAUGCAGUUGACAUUUGCAAAGAAUUGGCUCAUCAGCAUGCCGAAGUCACAUUCAACUAUACAAGGCUGUCCGAGAUUCUCAGACACCAAGCUAAUCUCCUCGAAAACAUCAUGAGUGAACAGCGAUACUACCCUGACUACUAUCGUGUCACGUUCUAUGGCAAUUUCCCUCAAGCCAUCCAAAACAAACGCUUCAUCUACCGUGGAUAUGACUGGGAGAAGUUUGGCGCAUUCUGUGAACGAAUGCUCAACAAGCACCCAGGAGCGCAGCUAUACAAGGCAGCAGGCGAACCACCAGCCGAUAUACGCUUCGGCAGUGACCAAUAUAUACAAUGCACUGCAGUCACGCCAGAGCCUAAUCGCACGCUUUCUAUGUUUACCAAUCCUGAGGUGCCAUUGGCAGUCAGGACCUACUACGAGCAUUGUGGCAUCAACUUGUUUAGUUCAGUGCGUCAAGUUCGCCGAACGGACCAAGACGGGCAAGAGGAAAUCUGGAUAGAAAAGACCUACUAUACCACCGAAGAGGCCUUUCCAACUGUGCUUCGCCGGUCAGAGGUCGUCGACGUCAUGGUUGAGGAGAUCUCUCCCCUCGACAAUGCAUUACAAGAGGUGACAACCAAGACCCGGGAGCUCCAGACUCUUCAGGUCAAGUACCAAUCCCUCGCUAAAACGACCCAAACGGUUUCAACCAGCGCCCUCGCAAUGUCCCUCAACAGUGCAGUUGAUGCGCCGCUUAAUGCUGGUAUCAAUAUCUAUCGCCAAGUCUUCUUCCAUCCAGACUAUAUUGUGCGACACCCCGAGCGCGCUGAAGGCGUUGAGAAGUUACGCGCUGCCAUCGACGAACAAGUCCGCGUUAUCGACAGUUGUCUCAAGCUUCACGGACACCUUUGCACGCCCGAGUUUAUCCCCUUCCACGAAGCACUUCAGAAGUUCUUUAGGAAGAACUUCCGAGAAGAGAUUAGGAGACUGGCAGUUGACGAUGAUACCCUGUUGUCUUCCCGAACCCCGGAUACCCAGUACCCUCCUUCGACGUAUGAGAGUUCUGUCGCUCGAAGUCAGUCGUCUUCUGGUACAGCUCGCAACCCCUUCGUUAUCCCCCCUCUCAAUUUGGGCCGGCCUGUUCUCACCCCGCCACUGCCUUCUCCCACAAGUACAACGCAGCAAACAUUCCACAGUCACCAGACUCCAUUGCAACGCCACCUGGCUCACCUGACUAAACACGGUAUUACAGCGGUCUCUUCAGCACCAGGUGACGCUGCGACCAGCGACAGUAUCGACUCGAUCGAAUCACCGCACAACUCGUUCGUCAACGUCGGGAACAGUGUCCAACCACAACAUUCAGCACAAGCUUCUGGUACUUCGAUCAUGAGCGGUACUUCGUUUGGUUCUUUGAGGGGUCGAUUUUCACGGUUUGGGAGUCUAAACUUUGGUAGACGAAACCAAAAUGGGGCUUGA